Messenger RNA from Sphenostylis stenocarpa, 2562 nucleotides. The record is from the annotation of a GenBank genome assembly. Lineage: Eukaryota; Viridiplantae; Streptophyta; Magnoliopsida; Fabales; Fabaceae.
AUGGGUGGUGGUGGUAGAGGAGGCAGGUCCCGCACUCAAAGAAAGCAUUUCCGCCAGAACAGAGAGAACGUGUGGAAGCGUUCCAAAUCGGAUCCCGAUCCUUCUUCAACAGAGAACAAUACUUCGUGGACUCCUUUCGCCACCGAGAACGCUGCUUUCGAUUUCUACUACAAAGAGCAGGGAAUAGUCGACCCCCAACAGUGGGAACAAUUCGUCGCUGUUCUCCGAACUCCAUUACCCGCAACCUUCAGAAUCAACUCUAGUAGCCAGUUUUCCGACGACAUUCGUUCUCAAUUGGAGUAUGAUUUCGUGCAUUCUCUUCGCGACGAGGUUGCUGAAGGGGUUGAGACUGAGGCUAUUCGGCCAUUGCUGUGGUACCCUGGGAAUUUCGCUUGGCAUUCAAAUUUUUCUAGGAUGCAACUUAGGAAGAAUCAAACUCUUGAGAGGUUCCAUGAAUUUUUAAAGCUAGAAAACGAGAUUGGAAAUAUCACAAGACAGGAAGCUGUCAGUAUGGUUCCUCCCCUCUUCUUGGAUGUGCACUCAGAUCAUUUUGUGCUUGACAUGUGUGCUGCACCAGGCUCAAAAACAUUUCAAUUGCUUGAGAUUAUACACCAAUCAAGUAAAGCAGGAUCGCUGCCUGAUGGGAUGGUUAUAGCAAAUGAUCUUGAUGUCCAAAGAUGCAAUCUUCUUAUUCACCAAACAAAGAGAAUGUGCACAGCCAAUCUAAUUGUUACAAAUCAUGAAGCGCAACACUUCCCAGGAUGCCGAUUAAACAGGAAUUAUGAAAGGAUUAAGUUAGAUCACAAUAUUGGCCAACUAUUAUUUGAUCGUGUUCUUUGUGAUGUCCCAUGCAGUGGAGAUGGUACCCUUCGUAAGGCACCUGAUCUCUGGAGAAAAUGGAACACGGGGAUGGGACAUGGCCUUCACAGCCUACAAGUUUUAAUUGCUAUGCGAGGUGAUUUUCAAUUCUGUUCUAUAAUGGAUAGUUUGGUGCCUUCCGUCACUGGUCUUGCGGUUUUGUUUCCGUAUAUGGACAGAAUACAUUUACUCAAAAUUGGUGGAAGAAUGGUUUAUUCAACCUGCUCAAUGAAUCCUAUUGAGAAUGAAGCUGUGGUUGCUGAGGUUUUGCGAAGGUGUGGAGGGUCUGUUAAACUUGUUGAUGUCUCUAGUGAGCUUCCACAACUUAUUCGUCGACCUGGUCUCAAGAAAUGGAAGGUAUAUGACAAGGGCUCUUGGUUGGUCUCUUAUAAUAAUGUUCCUAAGUUUCGUAGGAGUGUAAUUCUUUCCAGUAUGUUUCCUUCUGGAAGAGGUCAUCAUGAUGCUGUUGAUAGUAGUUGUAAUGUUAACGUAGAAGAGGUUACUAAUGGUGUUAAUGGAAAUGCUGGAGAUGGUGUUCAACCAGUACAGAAUCCUGUGAUCUCUGAAUCUGUUGAAGAAGUUUCCGAUUUCCCUCUAGAGCAUUGCAUGAGGAUAUUGCCUCAUGAUCAGAACACUGGAGCCUUCUUCGUUGCUGUUCUGCAAAAAGUUUCUCCUUUGCCAGUAUUUUCAGAAAAAACAAAAUUAAAAAUUGAUGAGCAAUAUGAAGAACCAGCAAACCAGAGUCUCAAUGAUGCACAAGUACAACAGAUCACUUCACCAGAAUAUGCACACGAAGAAAAUUUGAAAGAAGCUUCAGAGGAAAAUUUAGAUGACAAUGAACCCAAUACUGAAGAUAUGGAAGAUGAUCCCGUUACAUGUGAAGAACAUAGUGCCAAGGAAACUCACGUGGCUGAUAAUGUGCAAAACAUAACGAAGAGGGUUCCAGAAAAAAGAAAACUACAAAUUCAAGGAAAAUGGAGGGGUGUUGACCCUGUUGUCUUUUUCAAAGAUGAAACAAUUAUUAAUAGCAUAAGGGAUUUUUAUGGAAUUAAUGAGCGUUUUCCAUUCAAUGGUCACCUUGUUACAAGAAACAGUGAUACAAAUCAUGUGAAAAGAAUUUAUUAUAUCUCCAAGUCAGUCAAGGAUGUUCUUGAGUUGAACUUCAAAGUGGGGCAACAACUUAAAAUAACCUCAGUUGGCCUGAAGAUGUUUGAAAGACAAACAGCACGAGAAGGUAGCUCUGCACCAUGUGCUUUCCGGAUAUCAUCUGAAGGAUUGCCCCUUGUUCUCCCAUAUAUAACCAAACAGAUUUUGCAUGCAUCUCCCGCAGACUUUAAGCAUCUUCUGCAGAACAAAGAAGUAAAAUUUGAAGAUUUUACUGAUCCCAAAUUUGGUGAAAAGGCAGCAAACCUAUUGCCAGGCUGUUGUGUGGUAAUUCUGAGUAUAGGAAAUACAGUUGCUGUAGAGUCUCUCCAAGUGGAUGAGUCAACGAUAGCCAUUGGAUGCUGGAAGGGUAGGGCGAGAUUGUCUGUGAUGGUUACUGCAAUGGACUGCCAAGAACUACUUGAAAGGCUUCUGAUACGUUUUGACAAUGUCAAUGCUUCAGCUGGGCAUGUCGACGAAUCCUCUAAUGAUGAGAAAGAAAUACAACCUGUGCAAGCGUUCAACGGUAAAAAUGAUGACAAUGAUGGUGGAACGCGCUGA